UUUUAACAUUGGUGCUCUAUGAUCUCUGGAAGGAGAAAACAAUGUGGGAAGUCUCCCUGAAGUUUAAACUAGACAGGGGUUUGAUACAGAACAUUCUUAAUGGAGCUGUAUCAUUUGCAUCAUGUGUCUUUCACUUCUGUGAGGAAUUGGAAGAAUUCUGGGCAUAUCAAGAACUCCUUGAGACUUUUGUGAGGAAGUUGUCAUACUGUGUUACCAUGGAGCUGAUUCCUCUCAUGGAGAUUCCAGGAGUUAAACAGGGAAGGGCUAGGCAGCUGUUCAAUGCCGGAUUCAAAACACUGGCCCUGGUGGCUAAUGCUGAAACUGAAACACUU
This is a messenger RNA of Owenia fusiformis, 332 nucleotides long. NCBI's taxonomy places the organism in Eukaryota, Metazoa, Annelida, Polychaeta, Sabellida, Oweniidae. The record is from the annotation of a GenBank genome assembly.